CAGGCAGGCAGGCCGGCCGCACUCUCCGUCCGUCACCGAGCAGGGAUGGCGGCCGCCUUGGGCGCCCUCUCUUGUCUGUCGGCGCUGUGUCUGGCCGCCGCCGCUCCAGCAGAAAAUGCCGCUGAUGUUACAGGUACCAACGCAGGUGUGACAUCGGUUACCCCAUCUCAGAGUGAGCAGGGUAGUCAUCCCACCAGUGAAAACGUCAUACCACUGCUCAGCCAGUUCACUGGUCAAGACCCCUUGGAAGCAGAGUGGACGGACGCGGCAGGCAGCCCCCGGCAGAAGCGCACCUUCUUCUGCAAGAAGUGCGGCUACGGCGGCGGCUACGGCGGCCACGGCGGCUACCGGCAGGCGUACGCCGUCGUGGUGCCGGUGCGGCUGCUGGUGGUGCAGCCGCGCCCCGUCUACUACCGCCACCGACCGCGCGGCGGCUACUGCGACCCGUGCAGCCGCAGGGGCCACUACGGCGGCGGCGGCGGCGGCGGCUCCUACGCCGAGUCCUUCAGCUACAGCCGCUCCUACAGCUACGGUUAAUGGAAAUGAGCCAGCAACAUCAUUGUCAACUGACGCUAAUACGCUCAUUGUUGCCGCACACUUUUUCCAUUGUUACUUCGUUCAUAUCCCGGCCGUAGUGCAACUGUCGAGACUUCCACUGGGCAAGACAGGAACUGUGCACGGUUUGCUGAGAAAACGGACUGAAGUGUGUAUCUGAAAGACAGGUGGAAAAGUAUCAAACACGUCAGAAUUUAAUUUUUAAUACAUGAGUUCUAUGAAAUUAUGUUGAAAACAGUGCGAGGAACUUUCUAUAUAAAUUAUGUAUUGAUUAUGCUUCCUUACA
This is a messenger RNA of Schistocerca gregaria, 841 nucleotides long. RefSeq lists its product as uncharacterized. Lineage: Eukaryota; Metazoa; Arthropoda; Insecta; Orthoptera; Acrididae. Bases 46 to 537 code for a protein of 163 amino acids. The record is from RefSeq and is a predicted model, not a curated record. The transcript is spliced from 4 exons.